Molecule: messenger RNA, 2096 nt
Organism: Prosopis cineraria
Lineage: Eukaryota; Viridiplantae; Streptophyta; Magnoliopsida; Fabales; Fabaceae
Product: carbon catabolite repressor protein 4 homolog 5-like
Exons: 14
Coding region: 262-1647 (461 amino acids)
Molecular function (GO): 3'-5'-RNA exonuclease activity
Source: RefSeq, a predicted model, not a curated record
GCCCUAGUGGUGGACUCUUGACCAGCGGGGGAGCUCAUCGCGGCUCUGAACGAUCCACCGUGGAACUCAUCGGGGAAGCCUGGGCCCUGAAGGAAGAGUGACUUUUCAUUGCGAAAAAAAGGUACUGCAAUACUAUAGACUUUGAAUGCAUAGAAUUGCUAUCGGAGAACCUAGUAGUGUGAUUCCUAUGUUUCUGUAACCAUUCGAUAACAUUAGAAGUUAACUUAUCCUAAUUCGGAGUCAUCCUAAUACUCCGGCGGGAUGACGAAUCCCAAUCGCGGAAGGCCAAAACCGGAAAUUUCAAGCAUCAACCAUUCGGCGAAGCGGAGGAUGUUUUAUCAAUUGGAAUCUUCGAGCACUCACAUGAAGAAGCGGCGGCUGUUCCCGAAGUCGGAGCCUGUAACCCGGAACCCUGGGCAUAAUUGGAGCUCGUGCACUUUGAACCGAUUGGAAGCCUUCCGUUCUUCAUCUCGAGUUCGCAGGAAGAAAAUGGCAAGAAAAUCCAUUGACGAUGUGUCUUCUCGGAGAUGGGUUUUUUCUUCCGAAGAUCAUUUUAACUAUAAGGAUAAGAUUGUGGUUGUGUCUUACAAUAUCCUCGGUGUUGAAAAUGCGUCAAAGCACCCGGAUUUGUAUUCUAAUAUUCCACAUCGUUUUCUGGAGUGGGAUCGGCGGAAAUUACUUAUUCGUGAGGAGAUUUAUAACUAUAAUGCUAGCAUACUGUGUUUCCAGGAGGUUGAUCGCUUUGAUAACUUGGAUAAUCUUCUCCAAAAUGAUGGCUUUAAAGGUGUUUACAAGGCUCGCACAGGGGAAGCAUAUGAUGGGUGUGCUGUAUUCUGGAAAGACAAAUUAUUUACCCUUUUGCAUCAAGAAGACAUAGAAUUCCAACAAUUUGGCCUUCGUAACAAUGUUGCCCAGCUUUGCAUUUUGGAGGUGAAGCGUGAUAAACUAGAAUCUGAUGCAUGCAGCCCAACAAUAUUAAAUAGAAGAUUUUUAGUCGGAAAUAUACAUGUAUUGUUCAACCCAAAACGAGGAGACAUCAAGCUAGGCCAGGUCAGGCUUUUUGUUGAUAAAGCUUACAAGCUAUCCCAAGAAUGGGGCAACAUUCCUGUUAUUCUUGCUGGUGAUUUAAAUAGUGUUCCACAAAGUGCAAUAUAUGAAUUCCUGGCUUCUUCCAAGUUGGACAUCCAAUUAUAUAAUCGCAGAAAUAUGUCAGGACAGCUUGAAGCCUCGUCCAAUUGUAGAGUUUUCAGAUCUCAAGUUGGUUAUGAAGCCAGCAUAUCAAUGUCUGUUUCAAGGCAAUUGGUAUAUAGAUGGAGUGAGGAAGAAUUAGAACUUGCAACUGGUGCAGAAGGAGUCACUCAUCUCCAGAGUCAUCUAAAGCUCCACAGUGCAUAUGCCAGUAUUCCAGGAAACAAUAAAACGAGGGAUGACAUUGGGGAGCCCUUGGCAACAUCAUAUCACUCCAAGUUCAUGGGAACUGUUGAUUAUAUCUGGCACACAAAGGAAUUAGUUCCUGUUAGAGUUCUCGAAACCUUGCCCAUUGAUAUUCUAAGAGCAACUAAAGGACUUCCUAGUGAGAAAUGGGGAAGUGACCAUCUUGCUCUUGUAUGCGAGUUUGCUUUUGCAAACUACGAAGAUGGGUCCUGAUUGGCUUGGGUAAGUUAGCCAUUCCAACAUUGUGUUGGAUGUACAAGCUUUGAGGUGAUUGACAAGGCUCGAAUUUAUCGUUGCUGAAGAUCUGCAAACUCCCUCUUACCAUUCGGGUAUGCUGCAUGAAAGUCCUUUUGAAAUUCAUUUAACAAAAUCGACACGGUGAGUGCCCAACGUAUCCGCGGUUAUGCGUUGCAGAGAAGAGUCGGUAUAUCUCAAGGUAUUGCAAAGGUUCAGAGGCACUGGUGCCAUUAUACAUUGCAUCUCCUUGGAUCAUGUGGAAACAACUUUGAAUUUGUACAAAUUUAUCCCAUUUGAUUUGACAAGUUAGGCUCAUACGUUGUGUUAGCUUUCUUUCAAAGCAACAUCAUAAAAGAUGUUGCCUGCUGUAUGAUAAAAUGAAAUUCUUGCGUAUUUCUUAUCUGAGUGACGGUAUUUGCGAAAAA